This is a messenger RNA of Mauremys mutica (yellowpond turtle), 9437 nucleotides long. It is a transcript of the gene CBX6, whose product is annotated as chromobox 6. The record is from RefSeq and is a predicted model, not a curated record. The coding region runs from base 866 to 2308 and encodes 480 amino acids. The transcript is spliced from 6 exons. Lineage: Eukaryota; Metazoa; Chordata; Testudines; Geoemydidae.
GAUAACCUGAUCUCAGGGAAACUUUCUUCCUAACCCCCAUUCUUCAGAGGGCAGCUUAUGCCCUGAAGCAUGGGGGUUUCCAUCUCUUCCCAACCGUGUUUUGGUUCUUUGAUGCCUUACUUAUAACUUGGGCUAGUCGUGUUAGCUUGAGCUGUGUACAGACCUUUCCUGACCAACGUGCUGCCGGCAGGUCCCUCUAACUGCACUGAUAUGAUGGACAGGGACUGUCCAUGCACCUGCCCCCUUGACCCUGGGAGCUGGGAUCUCCUGGUGGGAAGGCAGCCUCAUUAGCAACCAGUUAACAGCAGCCAGGAGCUAGGGUGACCAGAUGUCCCGAUUUUGGGGUCCUUUUCUUAUAGGCUCCUAUUACGCUCCCCCCAUUCCCAUUUUUCACACUUGCUGUCUGGUCACCCUACCAGGAGCAGAGGGAGGGGGGCUGUAUAUCUAAAACUGUCCCCCCUCUCAGCGCGUUUACACUCCAAGCCCCUGUGCUUUGCCCUGCUCUUUGCACCCCGGGCCUCGUCCCCGGCCCUGCGCUUUGCCGCCCCAGCAGCGACCCAGCUCGCGCCUCGCUCCCUGCAGCCCGCGCGCGCGCGCGCAGCGCCUUUAAGAGCCCGCGCGCCUGCGCCCUCCUCCUUCUUUUUUUCUUAGCAACCGCCGCUGGGGAGACCCUGGUAACGGUGCACGGGUGAAGGGGCGAAGGAGAGGAGGGAGGUCACGUGCUGUCGCGCGGCCGGAGAGCGAGCGCGAGCGUGCGCGAGCCGGUGAAGCCCUAGUGGCGGCGGCGGCGGCCUGAGAAGGGGGAGGGAAGGAGGGAGAAGCGGGCGGGAUUAUUAUGGGCUGUGGGUGCUGCUGCUGAGCAAAGAUGGAGCUGUCUGCAGUGGGGGAGCGAGUGUUCGCGGCCGAAUCCAUCAUCAAGCGGCGGAUCCGAAAGGGGCGCAUCGAGUACCUGGUGAAAUGGAAAGGCUGGGCCAUCAAGUACAGCACUUGGGAACCUGAAGAGAACAUCCUGGACUCCCGACUUAUUGCAGCCUUUGAGCAGAAGGAACGAGAGCGUGAGCUGUAUGGGCCCAAGAAGAGAGGACCCAAGCCUAAAACUUUCCUCCUGAAGGCUCGGGCCCAGGCGGAGGCCCUUCACAUUGGGGAUGUACACUUCUCUGUCAAGCCUGGCUCUAGCACCUCCUCGCCCAAGCUGCACUCCAGCGCCGCAGUGCACCGGCUCAAGAAAGACAUCCGGCGAUGCCAUCGCAUGUCCCGGCGCCCCUUGCCCCGCCCAGACCCCCAGAACAGCGGGGGUAUGGGCGGGGGGGCUGGCAUACGUCCUCCAGUCUCGCCCUUCUCCGAGACUGUCCGCAUCAUCAACCGCAAGGUGAAGCCUCGUGAGCCCAAACGCAGCCGCAUCAUCCUCAACCUCAAGGUUAUUGACAAGGGCGGAAAGGCCACAAGUGGAGGAGGGGGCCUGGCCCGGCCAAAGAUCCCCUCACGAAACCGUGUCAUUGGCAAGAGUAAGAAGUUCAGCGAGAGCAUCCUCCGCACCCAGAUCCGCCACAUGAAGUUCGGCACCUUCUCGCUGUACAACAAGCCGUCCGCUGCACCGGCCACAUCUCUGGAGGGCAAGAUGGAGGCAGGGGGCUCACAAGGUGCCUCCUGCGGGCUGAUCAUGGGCUCCACCCCUUACGAUGCCCGCAGCUCCAGCUCCUCAGGCUGCCCCUCUCCUACCCCUCACUCCUCCUCCGACCCAGACGAUUCUCCCCCAAAGCUGCUUCCCGAGACCCUAAGCCCUGCCAUCCCUGACUGGCGCGAGUCGGAGGUCCUGGACCUGUCGAUCCCACCAGAAUCAGCAGCCACCAGCAAGCGCUCUCCCCCUGGGGGAUGUGCUGGGGGCCAGACACCCUCAUCGUCCCUCUCCUCUUCUGACCCAGAGCAGGAGGCUGGCGACUGGCGCCCCGAGAUGUCCCCCUGCUCCAACGUGGUGGUCACGGAUGUCACCAGCAAUCUCCUGACCGUCACCAUCAAGGAGUUCUGCAACGCAGAGGAUUUUGAGAAGGUGGCAGCGGGUGGAGGAGGCAGCAAAUCUUCCAGUCUGCUCAGCUUUGUUGGGCCUGUCACUUCCAGCCUGGAUCUUCCUCCUCGUGUUCAUCAUUUGCACUUGCUCGAGUAUGAGACAUGCUGUACCCUUCCUAAGCCUUUUCUAAUGGAAGUGGGAAAGCCACACAUCCGUCCAUCAAUUCAGGAGGAGCAAUGGCUUGGCAUGACAUUACCCCAGCCAGAUGAGGUCAGCAAGUCUUACCUCCCAGGGAAAAUAUAAGCCUCCUUGGCUCCACUGAAUCGCUUUACAGGCCUUGUGUGUGCGAAGGAAGAUCUGCUACUCUUCCUGCUCGGUUUCAUCUCUUUCUGGUGGGUGGGUUGGAGAGAGUUCGCCACAACCAUUUCCAGGAUCUGAAAUUGCCUCUACAAUUGUCAACCAAAGGUGCUAAGAACCUGUUGUAAGAAUUACCGUGUCUUACAUUUAGUGUGUGUGUGUGUGUGUGUGUGCGCGCCUGCCUGCCUCUCCUUCCCCUGCCCCCCUUACCCCACCCCCAACUCCUUGGUUUUACAUGUUCAGUGUGAAAUUGGAUCUGGAAUGGCCCCCACCCUCUGUAAUUGGAAGCAGGCAAUGAUGUGGCUUUCUCCACUUCCCUGAGACAUGCUCUUAAUGUCCUAGGUGCAAAAGCGCUCUUUGCCAUUCCAUGGCUUGUUUGAUUCUAUGUCAGUGCUGAGCUUUGUGGCUAGAUACCCCUCCCUCACUUCCCCACUCCACUGUUGCUGAAUCUGUGAAACACUGAGGUGUGGGGAAGAGAGGCUGAUACAUUCAGUCUAAAUUAGUGUUGCAGUGAGUGUCUGCGUUGAUUCCAUGACCAUGGGGAAAAAUGGGUGGGGGGGGGGGGAUGUUGCCUGUUGUGGGUUCCAUAAUUAAUAAAUAUGCCUACAGGUGUGUGUGUACUGGGUGGAGGAGAGAGGAACUCAGCUCUAAGGAUCUCUCUCACACACACACACACACACACACACACACACACACACACACACACAAUAACUAAAUUGGGUGGAAUUCACCCCUUUUGUGGUUUUGCCUGCAGACACCCUGGAUUUGAAGGGUAUGUCUACACUACAAGCACUACGGCUGCUGCUACGCCACUGUAGCAUAGACACUUGCUACAGUGAUAGAAGGGGCUUUUCUGUCGGUGUAAAACCACCGCUUCAAGAGGCGGUGCUUGGUUGACAGAAGAAAUUCUUUCACUGACCUGGCUGCGCCUACAGUGGGGUUUAGGUUGACCUAAGUACAUUGCACAGGGCACAUCAUUUUUCACAGCCUUAAGCAAUGUGUGGCUAGUUCGAUCUAAUUUUUAGGUGUAGACCAGCCUUAUAACUCACCUACUGCAAAAUAAAUGUCCACACAGAGACUUGCAUCAAAAUUUUAAAAAGGUGUGAAUUCAAAAUUCCAGUUUGUGUGUAGCCAAUCUGAGAGAUGAUCCCACUUGUGGUUAGUUGUAUUCCCACACAACCACAACCCCUCUCCCCCCCCCACAAAACUGCCCAUCCUUUGUGGGUUUUUUAAACAAAACUUUUAAAAUCCAGCAGAAUAUUUCAAAACCAGUUACAGGGUGGGGGAGACUUCCCCAUUCAUUCAUCAGUCCAAGGCUUCCUGUAAUUUGUUGGAUAUGUAUGUGUGUAUGUGAAUUAAUACCUGCCUGUUGUCUUUGCUUUGUUUUGCAUCUUUCCUUCACCUUGCGCAUGCAGGGUUCUCUUAUUUCAUGGUAACUUAUUCUAAUGGCUGCAGCUUCAGAAACAAGCAGGUUGGGGAGAUGUUGGAGAUCUAUAAUGGAAGAAUAACAAGGAGACUUGUUGUGUUAGAGAGACGAUUUUUAAAAGGAAUUAAUUUAUGAGGCUGCAAGAUAAGAGGAACUAUUUUACAAAGUAGAUGCAUGCCAGCCAGUCACUUUUAUUUUUAGGUUGCUUGGUUACUCUUGGCGUGUAUGUGAUGGCGUUCUUGUUUCGUGGUAAUAAAGUUCAGAAAUAUUUGAAAAGUUUAAGUGGGAGAAAAAAGGGAACUUUAAUAGGAAACUCUGGACAUGUUUUAGCCAAGAAAUGUUUACUUGGCAGAGGUUCCCCCCCCCCCCCCCGAUGUCUGUUUGGUGUUCCUGGAUUUUUUUCAUAAUGAGGGGUUUUCGCCUUCCUCUGGAGCAUUGGCAAGAGGAUUGCAUGGGGGCUUGGUGACCCUUCUUCCUGGAAUUAUAAAGAGGGGAGAGGAGCACUGGGCUUUGGAGGAACUCAUAUCAUAGAUCAUCUCUCUGUAGGAAGGAAGUGCAAUCCAGUCAGGGGAAGUAGCUUGACUGCUUGUGUCACCACUCUCCUGGGUGGGUCACCUGUGGGGAUUGAACCCUGAACCUCUGGAUCUAAAAGCAUGAGUCUCUAUUGCUUGAGCUAAAGACCAGGCAGUAGUAGUCUCAUAAAUCUUUGUGUGGUCCAGCCACUAGAGGCUGACAAAACUCCACACUGGUAUGAAUGUGGGUUAUGCUCACCUUCCAUCUCUGAUUUAUUUUUUACUCCCUCCCUACUGGAAGAUAAAAGGGAGGUCCCAUCCAUGCUUUCAGAGAGGGCAUAGGAUUGGAGGGAGUAUUCAAAAGCAUUCCCCCCCAAACCAGGGAAACAGUCUUUGUCUGUGCCAUGUUUAUUCUCUUGUUGUUGUGUUUUUAGAGGAGAUUUUAUGAUGGAAAGUGGAAAAAGUGAAAUGAAUAGUUUUGCAAAAAAAAAAAAAAGAAAAGAAAAGAAAAAAGAAAAGUUUUUAAAAAAUGAAAUUUCUAUGGGGGAGAGAGUUUAAAAAUGAAUAAUAAAUGCAGUGAUUGCACAAACUAGUGGUAUUAGAUGGGUCUUAGAGAAAGGAGUAUUUUGUAGUGUUGAAGUGUGUGUCUGGGAUGGUAUUUGGCUCACUUGAACUGGAGGAGGGUGUCCUUGGGGUAACCAACAAUUUCUGAUUUGAAGAGGCAAGUCCUGUUUUGGAGAAAACCCAUAUAAUUUACCCUUCUCUUCCCCACCUCCCCAAAUGUUGGAGUGGGUUCCAUCCAACAGCACUACCAUUCCCCUUCCCCACCCCCUCUCCAGAAAUUAGAUGGAGGCUUUGUAUUUUUCUUCCCUUCACAGGUACAGUGGUGCCAAAGUUGUUGCAGAAUGGUAAAUCCUGACCUGAUGGGGUCUGGGCCAGGCUGGUAAAAUGGAAAUGGCACGUGAGUGGAGCUGCUGAGAUCUCAGAUUGGCUUUCACCUUUCUUGCCAGAUAACCACCCCAAGAGCAGAAUAAAUGCUCACUUAGAACAAGGCAGAGCUCCCUUCCUUGUCUUAUCAGCUCACUGAUUUCAAUGCUUAGUGGAAAUGAUAUUUUAAAUACAGAAUUUGCCACAGCAGAACCCGAUGUAGCCCAGUCUAGUUUGGUAUCCCACCUCUGGCAAUGGCCACUACUAGAUCUUCAGAGGAAGGCAGAAACCCCGACAUGUACCUGAAGUUUUGGACAAGUGGGGAGCACCCUCUCCUUGGGAAGGCCGGGGUGUAUCAAGUGCAUGUUGGGGUAAGAGCCAGGGUGGCAUUGGUGGGCUUUUACUAGAGCAGGAUUGUAUUCUUCUGGACUGGGUGGGGGUGUGUGUGAAUGUCCCAUAAUGAUGGAGGGAGCUUUCCCAGCCAAGGCUGCACUGUGUCUCUUUGCUGCAUAUUGUUCAUCUGCUGUGUUGGGGUGACUGUAGGAAAGAGGAUGGGAACCAGACAUUGGCAUCUGAAUGUAAUAAGUUACUAGAUAUGGGACUCUAAGAUUUCUGUCAUGUCAGGGUCUCCUCUGUGCAUUUUGGGUAAAAACAAAACAAAACAAAACUGUAUCUCCUCUGUGCUGUUCUUGGGAACUCAUUUUCUCCACUCUUCACCCCUGAGCUCUGCCAGUGCUCCUCUGUCCAGACCUACAGCUUCAGUCCUGAACUGAGCAUAUAUACUAAUCUUCCGCCUUUGCCCAGCACGCCGUUCUGGUCUUUCUGACUGAAGCUAGCAUAUGGGCAUGGAGCUGACAAGGAUACAAAGCCUUUGCAGGGAUGGGAGGAUGUAUGUAGGCCCAGUGGGGAGUUCUGCCUUCUAAUCUUAGGUGAGCCACUAACUUGCUGUGUAUUUUCAGGGAGUGGGGGAGUGUCUCCGCAUCUCCUGUACUUCAGUCACCCUUCUCCUCCCACCCCAGCUGGGAUGGAGGUAAGGUACCCUCCCUCCUUUACCAAAUGGGUACUGUCUGAGCUGAGUCUUCCUGGGGAGUUAAAUCCCUUUCAUCGCCUCUGCUGUUAAGGGAAGUUUCAGGCGCUUUGCAAUAUUCCCAACAGUCAGUCUAACUUCCUUCAUGGACCUGACAGUACUGGGGAUGGAGAGUGGGAACUCCCUGUGGAUAUCCAAGCUAAAGCACAGGCUGGGGUGGGGAGCAGCAGUGCUGGCAGGGAGUCAUUCCCCCGCCCUCCACACCACAUCAACAGUGGCAUCUGUGGAUGUGGUAUGGGGGGGGGGGGAGGAAAAGGUAUUGUAGCCAACUGGGUGGCCCUUCUCGCCACCAAGAAUGGGUGUCUGGCUAAGUCCUCCAUGUCCCUUUGGAGGAGUUCUUGUCCGUCCCCCACCCCUGCACCUCUAACUCUGAGGCCUUGCACUGUUUGGCCUGGUGUAUCCUUUGCUCCAGUGUUGCUUGCUUUGCUGCUUUUUGGAUUGCCCAAUAAUCAUGCAAGAGCUGGGAUCUUAUUUACUUUUUAUAUGAAUAUAUCUAUAUAUAUAUAAAAGAAUCCCCCACAUAAUCCGUCCCAAUCCUUGUAUCAAACGUAUCAUAGUUCAGAGGGUUGCUCUUGGGGCUGGGAGCUAGGCAUUCCUGGGUUCUUUUGAUUUCCUGUGACCUUGUGCAAGUUGCUUCUCUGUCCUUUGCCUCCGUUCCCGUCUGUACCGUGGGGACAAUGCCCAGAGGAUGCUGGGAGGCUAAAUUUAGUAAUGUGCAUAUAGAGCUAUAGAAGGGCUGAGUAUUGCUUCAGAACCAACUCAUUUCUUCCCAGAUAUUUUAUAAAUUCCUUGCAUUGUCACUCUGGCUUUGAACGAGGGAGCGUUUUGGCCCUCCUCCAAAAGUCCAGUGUGUACAUUUCUGAGGAGCAGAAUCUCUCAUCUCCUCGUCCCCACCCUUAUUUUUUCAAUUGCUACGUAACCUCCCCAGGUCAAUUAUCCAACAUCAGAUCUGGGCAUCCCUGCUGCUUCUAGUCGCCCCUCCCCCACAGUGAGGCAGUUGUGUUGACACUGUGGUCAUAUAUGCUCAUUAUAACAUGCUAUACACUUCCAGGGUUGCGAUGGCCCUCAUUGGUUUACAAGCAGUGGGGACUUGCUGGUUCCUUUCCCCCUCUUCCCCUCCUCCCCUGCCCAACAUCUCAGUCAGGUAACAAAGGAAGAUACCAGUUUUUCCAGGGUUGUACCUCUAGCAGUUCUUUUGUCCUUCCCACCUUCUGCUGCCUAGCACAGAAUGAAACCCUACAGGACCGUCCAAAGUUCUGUCUUAGAUGCAGAACUGCAUCCAAGACAUGCUUUCCACCCUAACAGGACACCUCCAUCUGUUAGGGAUGUUCCACUCAUGUCCCUCAAGGGGGUGCUGUCUGGGAUCUUCUGCAGAGACAGCAUGUUCAGUCUUGGGGGGGGGGGGGGUGGAGUUGCCCCACUUUUGAGAUAUGAUUGCAACUGGGGAAAUAGUGUGAAAAAGGCAGAGGAAAGAGACAGGGUGAUACCCCAAAGGAGAGUAUCGGUAAGAGAAAUCAGAGUAAUGUGGUCUUAAAUAUUGGCAGUGGUGGGUGAUUCAAGAGAGAUUAAUUUCAUGGAGGGGGCAAUGGCAGGUUAAGUAGUUUAAACAUUAAUCCCUAUAUUAACUAAAACCCCAUGAUGCCCUGAUUCAGCAAAGCAUUGAAGCACAUGCUUAAAUCCAUCCCUGUUCAGCAAAGCACUUAAAGCAUGCACAAAACUUUAAAGCAGGUGGUUAUGGAUCUAAGUACUUUUCUGAAUUGGGGCCUCCUACAGGAAACGUAUCUGUUUAAAUCCAAGUACAUUUUCCCCAUUAUUGCAGUUUUCUGCUUUGCACUUCUGCUAGGACAGUGAAAAUAGCUUGGUCAGUAUCACUUCCUGGUUCCCCAGGAGUAGCCCUGACUCUUCCAGUGCAGCAGGGGCAGAUGGGUUUCCUUGCUGUGGGGGGAGGAAACUUCAUUCAAGUUCUGAAAGUAAAUCAAUCAAUCUACCAUUAUAUUUUUUAAAAUCUACAUUUUGGAGCUAAACUACUUGCCAUGCCCCCCCUUCCCUUCUUAACAGUUCAGGAUUCUCUUUUUUUUUUUUUUAAAUGUUGGGUGGAAAAUUGCAAGGUGGUGGUGGGAAAUCUGGGCUUGCCCAUCUGCCUCUUCCCUCCACCUCCCCAGGUGCCAAGCUGAGGCCCAGACCCUGCAAACUUAUGCAAGUACUUAACUUUAAGCAGGCAAGUAGUUCCCCUGAGGUCUAAAGGUACUUGGGUGCUUCAAGCUAAGCAUGUGCAUAAGUCUUUGCAGGAUAAGGGCUUUACUCUUUAUCCCAGAGAGAGAUUUUGAUGUAAUUUCUAUAAUGGUGAUGGUCCUGAUGCAACCCAUGUACCCUUCCUACCCACCCCACACUUGGCAUACAGGGUAUGGCUACCCUCUAAGCUGGUUGUGUGAUCCCAGUUCGAGGAGACAUUCACACUACUACUUAUUGAGCUAAUGCACUAAAAACAGAGUGUAACUGUGACAGUGCGAACUGUGGGACAGGUCAGCCACUCUGCGGUCUCAGACGGGCAUGUACUUGGGGCAACUAGCCCAUCCUGCGGCUUGUGCCGCUAUGGCUGCAUUCUAUUUUUAGUAUGCAAGCUCAAUGAGAGCUGGGGUAAGUAUGUCCCCUCAAGCUGGGAAUCACACACCCGCAGCCAACUGGAGACAUACCCAGAGAGGGGAGGUGGUGACUCUUUUUAAUUUAAAAUAAACUUAAAUAUCUUGUAACUUUUUUAUUUUGAAAAAUGCAUUUAAUUAAAGAAUCAUGCACGAAUGAAUUGUAUAUCUAUAUAUUUUUUUGUCUUGUAAUUUUCAUUUUUAAAUAUAGUGUUUGCGUUUGCUUAUUUUAAUCCAGUUCCCAGCUGGCUAAACUCUGUCUAGAGUGGAUGGAUGGGAUGCGGGGUGGGGCGAUAGGAUCCCCCUCCUAUUGGCAUUUCCAGCGGAAAAAUGGUUUGCUCUGGAUUUGGGGGCGGUUUGUGCUAAUUACUCUUGUAUUCUUGUACAUUUUGUUCUUUCUGCUGCUCUUGAGUAUUGUAUCGAUGCCAGAAAUGGGGAGUUAAAGAAAAAUAUUAACCCCAAUAAAUAGUUACAUUCCAAAGCC